Cladophialophora yegresii CBS 114405 is the source of this 246-nucleotide messenger RNA. RefSeq lists its product as uncharacterized. The record is from RefSeq and is a predicted model, not a curated record. Lineage: Eukaryota; Fungi; Ascomycota; Eurotiomycetes; Chaetothyriales; Herpotrichiellaceae. The transcript is spliced from 3 exons. Bases 1 to 246 code for a protein of 81 amino acids.
AUGGCCUCUUUUGGAAAGUUCAGAGCAUCAAUGAUGAAGAAGAUCGACUGGUUGAAGGGCAAAUUGAAGCGUCGUUCAGCCGAGGCAGCUCCAAAGGAAGAGAAGAAGCUAGUGAUUGGAAACCCAACCAACUUCCGCCGAAAGGAGGUGACCCUCGGUGUUGAUUGUCAAGGGAAGCCUGCUUUGGUGGAGAAGGCGCGGGAGGACGCGCAGCCGAUGCACAACGCGGCCAAGUCCGUUGUCUGA